AUGGCAGGGCUUCGGGUCUGCUCCCUUCUGGUGACUGGGGCCAACCGGGGAAUCGGCCUGGGGCUUGUCCAGCAUUUCCUGGGGAUGCCAAACCCGCCCAAGUGGGUCUUUGCGGCUUGUCGGGACCCCAAGGGACAGCGAGCACAGGAGUUACAGAAUUUGGCCUCCAAGCACCCCAACCUGGUCAUCAUCCCGCUCGAAGUCACCGACCCCACCAGCAUCAAGGCGGCUGCAGCCAGAGUUGGGGAGCAGGUCGGGGGCUCAGGGCUGAACCUCCUCAUCAACAACGCCGGAAUUGCCAAGUUGAACUUUCUUGACACCGAGACACUGGAGGACAUGACUCAGAUUUACACCACCAACACAGUUGGGCCCCUGCUAUUGGGCCAGGUGUUCCUGCCCUUGCUGAAGAAGGCUGCCCAGGGGAGCUCGGAUUCAGCGUUGAGCUGCAGCAAGGCGGCCAUCAUCAACAUGUCCAGCUGUGGGGGCUCCAUCACUUCUCCUGCUGGUUGGGAUCUGAUGCAAGUUGUCUCAUACCGCUGCAGCAAG
Molecule: messenger RNA, 546 nt
Organism: Leptosomus discolor (cuckoo roller)
Lineage: Eukaryota; Metazoa; Chordata; Aves; Leptosomiformes; Leptosomidae
Source: RefSeq, a predicted model, not a curated record